This is a messenger RNA of Scutellospora calospora, 165 nucleotides long. NCBI's taxonomy places the organism in Eukaryota, Fungi, Glomeromycota, Glomeromycetes, Diversisporales, Gigasporaceae. The record is from the annotation of a GenBank genome assembly.
GUGCAGCGAUCCCAAUUUCAUUCUUAUUUUGUUGAUUCUGCCCACACAGGUGCAGCGAUUAAAGAGGAUGCCCACGCAAAGGAUGCCAACGCAAAGGUGAAGCGAUCAAAAUUAUAUUCUUAUACCAUUAACUUUGCAGCAAUCAAAGAGAGUGCUCACGCGAGG